AUGACGCCGUACAAAAUCCAAUUGGUUCAGGAGUUGAAGCCAACUGACCAUCCAAUGCGUUUUCGCUUCGCUAAGUGGGCCUACGAUCGACUUGCAGAAGAUGCGGAUUUUGCCAAAAAAAUCAUCUUUUCAGAUGAAGCUCAUUUCGAACUUGGCGGGUAUGUAAACAAGCAGAAUUGUCGCAUUUGGGGCACAGAAAACCCGCACGCAUUCAUCAAAAAGCCGGUACACCCAAAACGAGUCACUGUUUGGUGCGGAUUUUGGUCCAGAGGCAUAAUUGGGCCAUUUUUCUUCGAAAACGAGCAAGGUGUGGCCGUUACAGUCAAUGGCGAUCGUUAUCGGGCCAUGUUGAACGAAUUUUUGUUCACAGAAAUUGAAGAGGAGGAUAUUGGCAACAUUUGGUUUCAACAAGACGGCGCAACGUGCCACACAGCCGACGCUACACUUGAUGUUUUGCGCCCUGUUUUUGAAAAUCGCAUUAUCAGCCGCAGAGCUGAUGUCGUUUGGCCACCUCGGAGCUGCGAUUUGACACCGUUGGACUAUUAUUUGUGGGGUGCCGUCAAAGAUAAGUGUUACGCCGACAAGCCAGAGACAAUUGACGCUUUAAAGGACAAUAUUCGUGAAGCCAUUGGUGAAAUACAGCUGCACACAAUCGAUAAUGUACUCAAAAAUUGGACCGAUCGUGUAGGCUACUGCAUGGCCAGCCGAGGCAGCCAUUUGAAUGAAAUUAUUUUCCAUCAUUAA
Parnassius mnemosyne (clouded apollo) is the source of this 744-nucleotide messenger RNA. NCBI's taxonomy places the organism in Eukaryota, Metazoa, Arthropoda, Insecta, Lepidoptera, Papilionidae. The record is from the annotation of a GenBank genome assembly.